GGCGCUGCGAAGGAAUCAGUAAAAUCUUUAGGGAAUGCUUGCCCCUUGACUUUGAUCGACUCGUAAGGCGGUACCAAAGGCAAAAAUGUUGUCGAGAUUAGCUUUUCGUAACGCUCAAUUAGUCUCCGUAGCCUGUAGAGGGAUUCAAACUACAGUACCAACAUUAUCCGAUGGACCGCGUCCAAAACGUCCUGUAGACCCAUCUCCGGUUAGGCAUGGAUUUAUUCCGGAGGAAUGGUUUACGUUCUUCUACCCUAAAACCGGCGUAUCAGGUCCAUACGUAUUCUUAGCUACUCUGGGAACUUAUUUAUUAUCCAAGGAGGUGUAUAUUUUGGAACACGAAUUUUACAACGGACUUUCCUUGGCUACCAUUUGUAUUUUUGGCGUAAAGACAUUUGGGCCUAAAGUCGCCAAGUAUUUGGAUACAAAAGUCGAGGAACAAGAAGCCGAGCUCAAUGCCGGAAGAGACGAGGAGAUAAAUACCCACGAAGAUGUAAUUAAGACCAUGGAAACGGAGAAGUGGCGCAGCGACGCGCAGAAAAUGAUUUACGAUGUGAAAAAACAGAACGUUUUGAUGCAGUUGGAGGCCGCUUACAGAGAACGAAUGAUAGAAGUUUACAACGAGGUUAAGAAACGCCUCGAUUUCCAUUCCCAGCUGGAUUCUGUGGAACGCAGAAUUGCUCAAAAACACAUGGUCCAGUGGAUUAUCAAUGGGGUACUGAAAGCCAUUACGCCGGAACAAGAAAAAGCUACUCUGCAACAAUGUAUUAAAGAUCUCGAAGCUCUUGCGGUAAAAGCAUAAAAUUUCAUAACUAAGCUAUAGACAAAAUAGAAAGAUUAUUAUCAAAUCUGGAUUAGACAACAAUAUUGAGAGAGAACAUUUCAUCCGUUGCAAUUACUGUGUUGUUUACCAAUACAUUGUACAUUAUAUAAUUACAUUUGAUUAUAAAUAAAUGUCGCUAA
This is a messenger RNA of Colletes gigas, 963 nucleotides long. It is a transcript of the gene ATPsynB, whose product is annotated as ATP synthase subunit b, mitochondrial. The transcript has 4 exons. NCBI's taxonomy places the organism in Eukaryota, Metazoa, Arthropoda, Insecta, Hymenoptera, Colletidae. The coding region runs from base 86 to 802 and encodes 238 amino acids. Gene Ontology annotation, biological process: proton motive force-driven ATP synthesis. The record is from RefSeq and is a predicted model, not a curated record. Gene Ontology annotation, molecular function: proton transmembrane transporter activity.